AUGAGUGCCAGGUCAGCAAAGACAGCCAAUUCAGCAGCCGGCCAAUCUCUUGGCCUCUUUGAUUCUACUCCUGAACCAAUUGAUGUCCAAUUUCAUCUUCGUGAAUGCCCCUUUAUUUCUUUCAAGAAAAGAUUAGACCUUUCCUCUGCAACUAUUUAUGAUCUUAUGUAUACAGUUUCAAAGCAUCAUGGUGGGACAGUAUCACCAGAAGAAGUUCAUGUUUUUAUCAAAGAAAAUGAAGAUAAUUAUAAACCAAUCGAGGAUUUUACAAUCAAAUUAUCAACAUUUCAACCAAAACCAGGAACUGACGAAGAUGCUGAUCCAGAUGUAAAUAUUUUAGAAUUUUAUUACGAUUUUACACCAAUAUCAGGUAGUCUAUUGAAAAUACCCAAACUAGAUAACAAGAACUAA
Trichomonas vaginalis G3 is the source of this 411-nucleotide messenger RNA. RefSeq lists its product as uncharacterized. The coding region runs from base 1 to 411 and encodes 136 amino acids. The record is from RefSeq and is a predicted model, not a curated record. The transcript has a single exon. NCBI's taxonomy places the organism in Eukaryota, Parabasalia, Trichomonadida, Trichomonadidae.